GGCAGAAGCUCUGGCCGAAGCCGGUCCUCCUCACUCAGCCGCCCCUUGGCUUCUUUAUUUCCCCUGCUGCCGCCUUCCUCCCUUUCUCUCUUCCUUCUUUCCUGGCGGCGGAGGCGGUGGUUCCUUGGAAGCCGGGCUGGAGGGCUGGGGGACGGCGGAGGCGAAGGCGGCGCUCAGGUAAGGCAGCAGGAACUGUCAAACUCUAGAAGUGAUUACAGCUGACUGGCAUUUAAUAGGAUGAAGACACUUGUGAAGAUGGCAUGCCCAAGAAAUUUUAAAAGGUGCAGACCACCUGAUUGAAGAUGGUGGUUCUGUGAUUUACCCCAUUUGAUUAGUAAUUUGCUACUGUCCCAUAAACAAGUCAUGAUUACAUUAACUGAACUCAGAUGUUUAGCAGAUGCUCAAUCUUCAUACCACAUCUUGAAACCAUGGUGGGAUGUCUUCUGCUAUUACCUCACCAUGAUAAUGCUGCUUGUUGCUGUCCUUGCUGGGGCCCUCCAGCUCACUCAAACUAGAUUAUUAUGUUGUCUUCCUUGCAAGCUCGAGUUUGACAAUCAUUGUGCAGUGCCUUGGGAUCUGGUGAAAAGCAACAUUAAUGUAUCCUUCAGCUCUGCAAUUCCUGUAACACGCCCUCUAAGAAUCCAGAAUUACCUUCAUCGACAGCAGUAUUCCUACAUUGAUGCCGUGUGUUAUGAGAGAGAACUUCACUGGUUUGCUAAAUUUUUUCCAUACUUAGUGCUUCUCCAUACUUUCAUUUUUGCUGCUUGCAGUAAUUUUUGGCUUUACUAUCCCAGCACAAGUUCUAGGCUAGAGCAUUUUGUAGCCAUUCUUCACAAAUGUUUUGAUUCUCCCUGGACUACCCGUGCCCUGUCAGAAACAGUUGCUGAACAAUCUGUGAGGACUCUGCCACUCUCCAAAUCUAAAAAAUUUAUCUCCUCCCCAAGCAAUUUAACAGAAUUGGACAGCAAGCGGCAGUCUGUGUCCUAUUCGCAAACUGGACUGGAAACAGCUGGAAGAGAGAGCUCCUCAAAUGUUCUAGACAGAAAAGAAGGAGAACAAGCAAAAUCAAUAUUUGAAAAAGUGAAAAGAUUCAGAGUGCAUGUUGAACAGAAGGAUGUAAUUUAUCGAGUGUACCUGAAACAGAUUGUGGUCAAAGUCAUUGUGUUUAUAUUAAUAAUGAUUUAUGUCCCCUAUUAUUUAACUUUUAUUACACUAGAAAUUGACUGUAUCGUUGAUAUUCAAGUCUUUACUGGCUAUAAGAGAUACCAGUGUGUCUAUUCAUUAGCUGAAAUUUUUAAAGUGCUAGCAUCAUUUUAUGUUAUUCUGGUGAUCUUCUAUGGUCUGACAUGCACUUACAGUCUGUUAUGGAUGGUGAGAAGUUCACUUAAACAAUAUUCUUUUGAGAAGUUGAGAGAACAAAGUAAUUACAGCGAUAUCCCGGAUGUAAAAAAUGACUUUGCAUUUAUUCUUCAUCUAGCUGACCAGUAUGAUCCCCUGUAUUCUAAGCGGUUCUCAAUAUUUCUUUCUGAAGUGAGUGAAAAUAAGUUGAAACAAAUCAGUUUAAACAAUGAAUGGUCUUUGGAAAAACUGAAAAGCAAAUUGAUACGAAAUUCCCAAGACAAAAUGGAACUCCAGCUUUUUAUGCUUAGUGGUCUUCCAGAUGAUGUCUUUGAACUUACAGAGAUAGAAGUUCUAACCCUAGAACUUAUUUCUGAGGUUAAACUUCCUUCAUCUGUAAAUCAACUAUCCAGUCUCAAGGAACUGAAUGUUUACCAUUCAUUAUUAACUGUUGAAUUCCCAGCACUGAACUUUCUAGAAGAGAAUCUUAAAAUCCUACGUCUGAAAUCAGCUGACCUGGGAAAGAUUCCACGCUGGGUCUUCUAUUUAAGAAACCUACAGGAAUUGUAUUUGACUGGAUGUUAUGUGCUAGAAACCCAGAAUGGUUUCUAUAAUGAGGGCUUUCAGGAUCUUGUGAAUCUGAAAACAAUUUACUUAAAGAGCAACCUUUCCCGCAUACCUCAGGUGGUUACAGACCAGCUGCCUUCACUACAGAAGUUAUCUAUUGAUAAUGAGGGGAGGAAACUGCUAGUUUUAACCAACUUGAAGAAACUGCUAAACCUGAGAACCUUGGAGUUGAUCAGCUGUGACUUGGAGCGCAUUCCACAUUCUAUCUUCAGCCUGAACCAUUUGCGAGAACUCGAUUUGAAAGAAAACAAUCUCAGAACAGUCGAAGAAAUCAUUAGCUUCCAACACCUUGAGAAUCUUUCUUGCCUGAAACUGUGGCACAACAACAUCUCAUACAUCCCAGUACAAAUUGGAACCUUAGCAAACCUGGAGCAACUCUACUUAAAUCACAAUAACAUUAAAAAAAUCCCACCACAGCUCUUUCUUUGCAAAAAGUUACAUUAUUUGGAUCUUAGUUAUAACAAACUGACUUCUAUUCCUGAUGAAAUCCAGUAUUUAACAAAUCUUCAGUACUUUGCUGUAACAAAGAAUCAUAUUGAGGUACUUCCGGAUGAAUUGUUUCAGUGCAAAAAGCUGCAGUAUCUCCUCCUCGGAUAUAACAGCCUGAUGCAUUUGUCUCCUCAAGUUGGUGAACUCUCGAACCUUCUUCAGCUGGAGCUCAAAGGAAACUACCUGGAAUCACUUCCUGCUGAGCUAGAGGAAUGUAAUGCUCUGAAACGGAGUUGCCUAAUUGUAGAAGAAUGCUUGUUAAAUACACUUCCCCUUCGAGUGACAGACCUUGUUCAGAUAUGCUUGGACAAAGUCUGAGUGAGUGAGUGAGUGAGUGAGUGAGUGAGUGAGUGAGUGAGUGGUUCUGACUGCAUAGGCAGAAUCCUCUGGAACAUUUUAGGUCAUAGCUGUAAAGGAAGGUAUAGAUUGAAAGAAGGGAAAUGCAAGUUUGCAGCUAUGUGUAGUUUGUUUCAGGUCUUCAGCUCUCUACAUUACUCAAGGUUCUGUUGAUAAGAAAUUCACAUUUAAGUCUUAAAACAAAGAAAAGCCCAUGCAUGCCAAGAAUAUGCAUGCAUCUCAUGAAAAAAAAUUGAAAUGUAAUUGACUGCAAUGUUAAUAGUAUUUUCAUUACUUUGGAGUGGCUGGAGAUAGAAGGACAUUAUUAUUUGAGUCUUGUAAGGGUUACCUCUCCAUGCCACUCUUCUUGAAGCAGCAGUUCUUAAAUACUGUUUAUAAGGGCCAAAAAUUAUAGCUUCUUUAAUGUUUUUACUACGGGCAUAUUGCUGGGGUGGAUUGGAAUAGGGGUUAUCAGUAAAGGUUGUCCUGCAUAAAGCACCACUUUUUUUUCUUACACUAGGAAAUAAUUUCAGAAUUAAAUAUCUUCAUUUAUUUAUGAAACAGUUCAUCAGGAGAUAGUACACACGUACACACACACACACACACACACACACACACACACGGGAAAUUCCACUGAGAAGCUCCUGGGCUUUGCCCAGAAUUAUCCCCACUAAAUGCCAUCUGGACUAAUUUAUUUUACAUCGCUUUAAAAUAGAGAUAAUGGAAUCAAUUGUCUGUACAUAGUGGAAUACAACUGGACCUGAUUUUAAGAUUAAAUCUAAGUCUUGGAGAACUAUGCAAGGUUUUACAUUCAACAUGAUAGGUGUCACCUAAUUUGUGUUAUGCUUAUUAUGUGUGCAUGUGCUUGCCUACACAAGUGUAGCUUUCUAAUGCUUGCCUCUAAUCCUGGGCAGCAGUAGAACUUUAAUGUGAUAUAAGGCAUUGUUUUUUGUGGUUUUGUAUUACCCAGUUUUUCAGUCCUUCCCUAACUGGAGUAAUGAUGUCCUCCUGGGAGAGGAUUUCAAAGGUGUAUAUUAAGUUAUAUAAACCAGUAAGGGGGAAACGACAGUUAAGCACUUGCAAAUUGUAUGGAGUAUUUUUAGAAAAAGAAAAAUAGAUAAUGUUAAGAACUGGACUUAGAUGUUCCUAUACGUUUGUCACAUAUUCAUUAGGAGAUGUCUUUAGAAAGUUGAUAUCAAAUCAUGUUACAACAACCUUAAUUGUCACGUAAUUGUCGCUAAUGCAGAUAAAAUGCAAAUAUAGUUUUGCGUCCUCACCCACCCUGUGGGAUCACCACCCUCAGUAUAGGUUACUGUAAAGGAUGCUCCUGCUAAAAGAGAAAAGGAAAGUGAUUUUUGACCAUUCUUCCCUCCCUCAGGCCCCUAUACGUUU
This is a messenger RNA of Sceloporus undulatus (fence lizard), 4182 nucleotides long. It is a transcript of the gene LRRC8B, whose product is annotated as leucine rich repeat containing 8 VRAC subunit B. The record is from RefSeq and is a predicted model, not a curated record. The coding region runs from base 364 to 2772 and encodes 802 amino acids. Gene Ontology annotation, molecular function: protein binding. The transcript is spliced from 5 exons. Lineage: Eukaryota; Metazoa; Chordata; Lepidosauria; Squamata; Phrynosomatidae.